Alternaria burnsii is the source of this 978-nucleotide messenger RNA. RefSeq lists its product as uncharacterized. NCBI's taxonomy places the organism in Eukaryota, Fungi, Ascomycota, Dothideomycetes, Pleosporales, Pleosporaceae. The record is from RefSeq and is a predicted model, not a curated record. Bases 1 to 978 code for a protein of 325 amino acids. The transcript has 4 exons.
AUGGCUCCCACCGCACCCACACACGAUUACUACGUUACCUUAGAGGUGCUACCAACCGCACUUCAUGACGAGAUCAAGGCAUCGUAUCGUCGUCUCGCACGAUUGCAUCAUCCAGACAAAAACAUCGGAUCUCAACACGCGACUGCGAAGACCCAGCUUAUUAAUGCAGCAUGGGAUAUACUAGGAGAUGUAGACAAGAGAGUCGAAUAUGAUCGGAGUCGACCACAGCCAAAGGCGCCAUCAUCUGGCAGUCGAUCUGGCCCUCAACCUACGUCCACCCAACAACCAAAGUAUCAAGCAUCCCAUCGCCCCGACACAACAGCUCAGGACGAAGCGCGUGCGCAAGCAGAAAGCGACAGAAAGCGACGAGAGUGGCUAGAAUUUGAGAGAUACCAUGAAGAGCAAAUCCGAUGGUGUCGGAAUACUAUCAAGCCCCUCGAUGCCGAAGUCGACCGCCUCAAUGCUACGAUUGAUGCUAAUCGCACAAGACUAGCGAACGACGAGAAGAGCGAGAUCAGGUUGGCCUCCAUCAAUGCGAACAACGCUAUCAGGAUCAAGCAGAUACCACUAGAUAAAGCCAAAGCACGACUGAAGCAGCUCGAAGAGCAACUGGCGCAGCGAAAGGCUCAAGAAGAGAAAUGGAUAGCGGCUGAGCAGGCUCGAAAGGCGAACAUGGAACGGCUUGCCAGAGAAAGAGCCUACGAUGCUCGACGCCAAGAGCAGGCAAGACAACAGGCUGAGCGGGACAAGGCUGCCCAAGAAGCGGCAGAGAGGUUUCGACAACAGCAAGCGGAGCAAGCAAGAAAAUCUGCAGAACGCGCGAGAAAGGAACGUGCAGCCCAGGAGGCAAGAUGGAAAGCCGACCAAGAAGAAGCAGAGCGCGUUGGUGGAACAAAGUUGAAGGUCAUCACACCUGUGCGCAUUGCACCCGACCACUAUUCAAGUUUGCAGAGCAGUGUCCCAGCUGCAACACCAUAG